CUUCUCACCUUCGACGAAAACGGACUCCGACUCGGACGCCAUUUGCUGGAAGAAACCCCCAAUCACGGCCUCGAAGUGAAGUUCUAGAUACAUUUGCUAACAUUGCUGAUUAGAGACUGAUGAUUUCAGAGGUUGGCCUCGUGCUAGAGGGACCUGGCAGUCUUUCACAGGGGUUUAUCCUAGGCGCGUCGAGCGUCUCACUUGCUGAGCUUGUCAUGAUGACAAGACUCUCGCUAAAGAUGAGAUUGCUCUUGUCUUAUUUCCUCGCCAAAGCUGUGUGGCAGUUUUACGAUUCCGAGUGGAUGCAAAGAGAGUGGACCAAGAAUACUGUCCAUUUCAUGUUUGAACGAAGACCCAAAAUGCCGAAAGGAAUCUUUAUCAACGAGCCUUUCCUUUCCGCCUGUUUCGACGGUCGAAACCAAUCUUUCAAUCCAGAUACUGAGUUCAGAUCACACGUUCUUCCGAAGAUAUUGGCUUUGGGUAUCAUGCUGCUCGAGAUUGAGCUCAGAAUCAAAAUCGAAGACUACCGAAUGCCAGAGGAUGUCGAUUACAAUGGAGAGCCAAACGUCAAUGCUGAUCAUAUUGCUGCCAUGGAAGUCUUCAACAAUCCCGAUCUGUGGGCAGGCAAGGACACUUUUGGCGCUCUCCGAGAUGUGAUCGAGGCUUGUUUGACCCCGGUCAAGUUCCAGCCUUUUAAGAAUGAUAUUCCAGGGCUUCGUGACGCGUUUGAAAAGUUUAUUGUGAACCCGCUCCACGACCGAUACAAGUCUGCAUGGGAAGAUCCAGACGUGUCUAUCCCCCGGGCAGUCAAGCUCGACCAAACCGGCUCGCCUGCCAUGGAAGUUGUCAGUGAAAACACUCCUCCCGUAUCGCCGUCUCCCGUGCACAGUCUACUACAUGCUCCGGUAGCAACUCCAUCGCAUCAAAUACCAUACCAUCCAUAUCCCUCGUACCUGGGUGGCCAAGGAUACCCGCAGUUUCCCUAUCAGCCCAUGCAGUAUCCCGUAUCACCCUCCGUUACUCCACUGUCAGACGGUAUCAUGUCCAGCAGCUCAAACUUCACGUCCGAUGGAUGGUUUGGGGAGCUUGAUAAACUAAAUUCAGUCCUCCGCCCUAAGCCCAAGGAGAAGGACAAUGCGUAUAAGCCUAUCAAGAUAGCAAUACUUGAUACAGGGGUCAACGAAGCCUAUGCCGACAAUGUGAAGGAUUACAAGGAUUUUGUGAACGAAGACGAAGAAGAUUGGGACGAUAGUACAACCCAUGGGACUGGGGCAUUUCUGCUUGUACAGCAGAUCUACAAUAUGGCCGAGAUCUACGUCGGCAAGGUCUUCGAAAAGGCCCACGCAACGGACGAUACAGUCGCCCUCAUGACGAAAGCAAUACAACAUGCCCAGAACAGCUGGAAUGUCGACAUCAUUAUAAUGCCUUCUGGGUUCAGCUCAGAUGACAUAGAUCUGGAGAAUGCUAUUGACCAAGCAAGGCAAGCUGGAAUACUCAUCUUCGCAGCAGCAUCUAACUACGGUAAUAUGAGCUACAUUGCCUUUCCCGGCCGCCUUUACAUCGACUUGAAGCUUUUCUGCAUGUUCUCUACCAAUGCUAGUAAUCGGGCACUUGCUGCAUUCAACCCGUCCGUACUCGGAAAAGCUAGGUACAGCUUCGCCAUCCUCGGCGAAGACGUCAAAAUUCCGAGGCAGGAAAAGCCUGUCUCGGGGACGUCUUACGCCGCUAUAAUCGGGGGUGCUGUCGCGGCUCGCAUCUUGGACUUUGCGCAGCAUAAAGACAACCGGGGACGAAUCCGGAGGAUUGAGAAGCUUAAAACAGUCGAGGGCAUGUCGGCGGUAUUUGACACAAUGGUGGGGAGUGCCGUCGACAAUGGAUAUCGCUGCAUGGCGCCGUGGAAGAUUCUUCCUUCUUAUAUUAGGGGGGAGGAGAUGGGACCGAAAAGAUUACGAGAAAGAGCGCAUAUUUGCGAGACGAUAUCGCGCGCACUGGAAGAAAUGCACAAGAGAUGACAAGGCCAGCCUCGAUUACUGCAAGUCGAUUGUCAACAUCUCUAUCGAAGAAGCCACCGGACUCAUGGCGUCUCGGUGUGCAACAAGUAUCGAAAGUUCUCAAAUCAAGCUCUGCAU
Messenger RNA from Hyaloscypha bicolor E, 2129 nucleotides. Its product is annotated as subtilisin-like protein. The transcript has 5 exons. The record is from RefSeq and is a predicted model, not a curated record. Gene Ontology annotation, molecular function: serine-type endopeptidase activity. NCBI's taxonomy places the organism in Eukaryota, Fungi, Ascomycota, Leotiomycetes, Helotiales, Hyaloscyphaceae. Gene Ontology annotation, biological process: proteolysis. Bases 120 to 2012 code for a protein of 630 amino acids.